ACACAAAGUGCUCCUGGGUAGACCGGCGGCCACACGGUGACCUUGAAGCCAUUCAGUGUGCCCAGCUGCUGCUGGUAUCAUGUACCGGGUGCAUCGGAGUGGCACGGCCAUGGCCGCGCUGUGGAGGGUGGCUGCGCCCACGCUGAGGAGAGUUCCGCCAACAACUUGCAUCCCAACUAUUCGAUUGCUUGCAAGCCAAUCAGGGGCGCAGAAUGAAGGCAAAAGUGUUGUCAUCACCGGGUGUGAUACUGGAUUUGGAUUUUCACUGGCCCAGCACCUGCACAAAAAAGGAUUCAGAAUCUUUGCAGGGUGCCUAUUAAAGGAUAAAGGUGGGGAAGGAUCUAAGAAGCUGGAGGAUAUGAAGAGUGAUCGGAUGGUUGUGAUUCAGUUAGAUGUUUGCAAAGAUGAGGACGUGGAGAAAGCAGUAGAAUUUGUGAAAGAACAUUCAAUGGAUUCGGAAAAAGGUCUCUGGGGACUGAUUAAUAAUGCUGGCAUCUCAACUUUUGGUGAAGUAGAGUUCACCACCAUGAAAACAUAUAAGGAGGUUGCAGAAGUUAACUUGUGGGGGACAAUCCGAAUGACCAAGGGUUUCCUUCCAUAUAUUCGCAGAGCAAAAGGUCGUGUGGUUAACAUCACAAGUAUGCUGGGACGAAUGGCCAAUCCAUCACGCUCUCCUUAUUGCGUCACUAAAUUUGGAGUGGAAGCAUUCUCGGACUGCUUGCGCUAUGAAAUGCAUCGCUGGGGGGUUAAAGUUAGUGUUGUUGAGCCUGGUAACUUCAUUGCUGCCACCAAUCUGUACAGUCCUGAACGUGUCAAAAUGAUCUUAGAAACUAUGUGGAACGAACUGCCAGACAUUGUCCGUAAAGAUUAUGGGAAGGCCUACUUUGAUGAACAGGGUGAUAAAAUGAAAUCUUAUCUUGCGGGCGGUUCCAUCGACCUUUCGAUAGUUAUUAACAAUGUCACUCAUGCGUUGACAUCUGCAUCCCCCUACACCCGCUACCAUCCAAUGGAUUACUACUGGUGGCUGAGGAUGCAGAUUAUGACACACUUUCCUGCAGCUAUAUCUGACCGGAUAUACAUUCAUUGAAAUAAUUGUCAAUCUGUUGCCUGCUAUUUUUUUAAUAGGCUUUGUACCUUCUUGCUCAUGAAAGUAAUAAUUAAAAUGGUUGGCAUAGUGUUUUAAUAUAACGGUUACACAGUUGAAUAUGAGAAGAAUUCAAUAAUUUAUUAAUUCUUUUCAGUAAUUUCCAUAACUUGAAUUAUUUGGAUUUAUACGGGAAGCAUUACAGCAGCACAUAUGGAACUAAGUUUGCAAACUUACUGCAUGGUGAUACAGAAGGGAUAUUAUAAUUCUAGCUUUCUGUAAUAUUAGAUUCCUGAAUUGUAAUGUAAGGAUAUUACAGUUGCUGACUUGGCUCCUAAAAUAACAUCUUGCUAAACUACUGGAGAGUUUUUAAAUCAUUUCAUAGGAUAUGGAUGUGGUUUGUGAGAUGAGCAUUCAUUGCCUGACCUCCAGCACAACUGGAAAUCUUCAGCGCAUCUUUAACAGGCAUGGAUAGUCCCAGUGUUUUUGCAAUCAAGCAAGUACUUUCCAAAGUGCAAUAACAAUUGUAAUGCAAGCAGUCAGGUUACAACGAGUAAUUUUCUUUUGCAUUGUUAAUUGACGAUCAGAUAUUGGUUAGAACACCAAAGAUAACUCCCCUAUUUUUUUGGAGUUGUUCUAUUAGCAGGGAAAUGGGGGCCUUGAUUUAACAUUAAAUCCACUAAUGGAACAUUCCCUCAAAACUGUAUUGAUGUGCCAACCCUUAUGCCCAAGUCUUCAUAAUGGUGUUUGAACUCAAAAUCUUGUUAUUACAGAGGGUACAUUCCUUCUACUGAAGGUGCUCCAGUGUUAGUGGAUAGCACGUUUCUGAAUGUUUCAAUAAAGGAAUGAGUAAUUUCCAAAUCAGGAUGGUGUGUGACUUAGAAGUGCACAUAUUUCAACAUAAGUGCUGUCCCUGUCCUUGAAAACAGUGCAUUUGCGAAAUGUUUCUAAGAAGCCUUUGCACCUUCUCAGGUCUUCAUCCCUUAAGUUCAUGUGAAAUGUUGAUGAAAUGCACUAUUAACUCUAGUUCAAUAAAUAGUCAGGGAAUAUGAAGGACAUUUUGAGCUGUACCUUGAGCAUUUCUUUAUGUUCUCAUGAAAGCUGUUACCUCUGGUGCCUCUUCUGUGGAGCUGUUCAUCAUUUGCCAGCCAAGACCUGAACUUCGCAUUUGAUGAAAACGCAGUUACAGAAGCAGUUUAGUUUGACUGUGAACUAUUUUAGUCAUCUACCUGUCCCAAACUUGCACCCUGUGUUUGUCUUUGGAAAUAUAAGCACUUUUUUUUUGCAUUAAAGAACACAUCCUGCACAGUUUUCAUAUGAUUUUGUAUAUUUAUAUCUGUCCUGCUUCCUGAAAAGACCAAGCAUUAAAUAAAACUUUAACAGGAAUCCUUAGACAAUAAAGUACUCUGCUUUUUUUUCAUAGAUAACUAAUCCCCUUUUCUAAAUGCAGCAAAAAUUGUAAGUUACUUUGACAUUGGUGUGCAUUUUUGUGGGGCCUUUAAAGGUAAUUCAGCAAAAUUGCC
Messenger RNA from Mobula hypostoma (lesser devil ray), 2607 nucleotides. RefSeq names its product D-beta-hydroxybutyrate dehydrogenase, mitochondrial-like. Gene Ontology annotation, biological process: steroid metabolic process. Gene Ontology annotation, molecular function: 3-hydroxybutyrate dehydrogenase activity. NCBI's taxonomy places the organism in Eukaryota, Metazoa, Chordata, Chondrichthyes, Myliobatiformes, Myliobatidae. The transcript is spliced from 6 exons. Gene Ontology annotation, cellular component: intracellular membrane-bounded organelle. The coding region runs from base 80 to 1087 and encodes 335 amino acids. The record is from RefSeq and is a predicted model, not a curated record.